Molecule: messenger RNA, 339 nt
Organism: Acanthoscelides obtectus
Lineage: Eukaryota; Metazoa; Arthropoda; Insecta; Coleoptera; Chrysomelidae
Source: the annotation of a GenBank genome assembly
AUGUACAAUGUGUUGUCGGGCAGUACGCGGGAUAGUGGCAGCGCUAACCUCAAACUGAAUCUAAUCAAACUAUACCACAUUAGGUUCUGCAGCAUUUUGACGAACGUAGAAGAACCGAUCGAUCUUAUUCCAGGAGCGUCUUUCAACGGCCUGGCACUGAUGCGAGUCAUAAUGUCAUCAUUGAACUCGAUCCAGUCGUCUCUGAAGCAAGUGAAAAACGACGUUAAGUUGAUUGCCUCGGUACUUCCCUAUUUUUUUAAACACGGGACAAAAAUUCAAGAAGUGAUUCUUAAGACUACUCUAAGGGCCGAAUCGUCCAUCGUUCCUACAAUAUUGUAG